Capronia coronata CBS 617.96 is the source of this 1506-nucleotide messenger RNA. RefSeq lists its product as uncharacterized. The record is from RefSeq and is a predicted model, not a curated record. NCBI's taxonomy places the organism in Eukaryota, Fungi, Ascomycota, Eurotiomycetes, Chaetothyriales, Herpotrichiellaceae. The transcript has 2 exons. Gene Ontology annotation, molecular function: flavin adenine dinucleotide binding; N,N-dimethylaniline monooxygenase activity; NADP binding. The coding region runs from base 1 to 1506 and encodes 501 amino acids.
AUGCAUUUCAGUCCAGUCUUCUGGUUCUAUACUAUUCUUCAAUGGAUACUCGAUAAGAUCUUCUCACCCACUCCUCCUCCGCCAGGUGUGCGACUGCGACGGCCAAGGAUUGCAGUCAUUGGGGCCGGACUUACCGGUGUCUCUGCUGCAGCACAUUGCAUUGGUCAUGGUUUCGAGGUGACGAUAUUUGAGGCCGCAGACGAGAAGCAUCUUGGUGGGAUAUGGAGCCAUGUGAACACCACGUCUGGGCUCCAGAUUCACAGCGUCAUGUACAGAUUCCAUCCCUCCGUUAAAUGGGAAGGAGGCUAUCCCAAGCAAAAUCAGAUCGUUGGUCAGAUCCGACAGCUCUGGGAACGCUAUCAUCUCGACGAAAGGACAAAGUUCAACACACCGGUGGAAAAGAUCUACAAGGAUAAACAAGGUCGCUGGGUGAUCAACGAUGUCUCCAAUGGCAGAUUCGACGGCAUCAUUCCAGCCAUUGGAACCUGCGGUGCUCCUAAAAUGCCUGCUCUCCCAGGCCAAGAAGCGUUCAAGGGCGAAAUCUACCACUCAUCCGACCUGGACAAAAAGGAUGCGGAGGGAAAGAGAGUUCUCAUUGUUGGGGGUGGUGCCAGUGCUGUCGAGGCCCUCGAAUGGGCGGUUAACACGGGAGCUGCCGAGAUCAAGGUCCUUGCUAGAUCCGACAAAUGGAUCAUCCCCAGGAAUGCAUUUGUCGACGUUCUCCUUGCCUUCAACAUCUUCGGCCAAGAAACCUUUCUGUCGUGGAUCCCCGAGAAUCUCCUACGCUUGUUCUUCUACCGAGAUUUGAAGGAUAUAGCUCCCGCUGAUCAAGGUUUGUUUACGGAAACGCCCAUGGUGAACAGUGAAAUCUUCCAUUGGAUACGUGCCGGCAAGGCCGCUUGGCUACGUGGCGAUAUCGAUGAGGUCCGCGAGGAUGGCAUUUUCUUCAACCAUCGAACAAAGAAUGUCCCCAAAGGCGGGCCUGGGCGUCACAAAUUGGUGGAAGGAGAUGUGAUUAUCAUGGCAACCGGCUAUAAACGACCCAGUCUCGAUUUUCUUCCGGAAGAGUGCUUCGACGACGGAUACGUACCUCCUCGAUGGUUCAUACAAUGCUUUCCUCCUGCGACUCCAUCCAUCUGCGCGAUCAACGCAACAUACGUUUCGGCCAUCGGCACCGUUGGAAACUAUCAUAUCGGUAUCUAUACGCGCAUGCUGCUGAUGUUCCUGGUUGACCCUCUUACUACGCCGCGGACUUGGUGGAUGAAGCGAUGGGUCGACUUCACCAGUGCAGUCAAGUCGUUGGCUCCCACCAAGGCCUUCGACUUCUUCACAUACUCAGAAUUGAUCUACUGGUUCUGCUUUGUCACGCUGAUCAACCCUUUCAGAUGGAAGUGGGCUCUCUUCGUCUUGUUUGGCAUUGGCCAAGACUUGCCAGCUAAAGUGGUCGAGAAGGAAGACAGGCUGAGGAAUGGCUUGGGCUACAGCAAAAGUAUCAUCGCUGAGUAG